AUGGACAGAUCACGAUGCAACCACUACGGUUGCACGAAUGGACACAUCUCUGCCACCUCGCAGGAUGCAACGGGUGACACAUCGAGAGCAGGACCAUCACGGCGUGCUCCUCCACCACCACCACCACCCUCAUCAACCUAUCCGAUCCAUUCUCCCUCGGAACCAACACCAUCAUCUUCCAACCCCAACUCGCUGUACGCACGAACCGUCAACUACGCAUCCUCGCUUCAAUGGAGCAAGGAAGAGACGGACGAGUUCCUGCUGGCGCACCGCACCGUCGUCACCGCAGGCACUGCCUCGCUCGUGUCCACCGCAGCCUCCUUUCCGUUCGACUCGGUGAAAUCGCGUCUGCAGGUGCGCGACUAUCCGUCGAUCUGGGCGUGCGCCAAAUCCGUCGUUCGCGAAGAAGGCUUCCGCGGCUUCUUCCGUGGCGUCACCAUCCCCCUCAUCACCAUCUCGUUCGUCAGAACUUCCUCCUUUUCCAUCUACUACAACACCAAAUCCAACCUCCACCGAAACGGCAUCUUCAACGAUUCUUCGCGGUUGAUACACACGGCACUGUCGGGUGCAGCGGGGGGUGCGACGAGUGGAGUCAUCAUUUCGUGCGGUAGUGCACCAUUUGAACUGGUGAAAGUGCAGAGACAGUUGGAGUACCUCAUCGCGGUACAGAAGGGGCUGAUCAAGAAGAAUCCGGUCGGCAGCACCAGCGCACGGUCGAGAACGUUUGUUCCCCAGUCAGGUUUCCAAGCCGCCGCCAACAUCUACAGGAACUUCGGCGGCAUCAAGGGCUUCUACAUGGGCUUCCCUCUGCACAUGACGAGGGAUACGUUGGGUACAGCCUUGUACUUUGGGUUCUACGACUCGAUCCGCAAACUCGUCUCGCGCCACUCGGUGGAUGCAGGUGCAUCCGGUCCAAAGCUCUACGGGAUACCCGCACCGGUGGUGUCGUUCCUAUCGGGUUCGAGCGCGGGGAUUCUGAGUUGGUUGAUCGUAUACCCCGUAGAUCUGAUCAAGACAAAGGUGCAGCGCGACGCACUAGCGGGCAACAAGAGGCAGUUUACCGGUUGGCAGGUGUUUUGCCAUAUGAUCAAGCAGAGACCCCCAAUACAGGCCGACGCAGCAGGUGGGCAGUUGGCAGCGGGCAACAACACGGAUACCGUGCUCAAACGCUUCUUGCGGCUGUACAGGGGGUUGGGGGUGAGCGCGUUGAGGAGCUUCAUAUCGCAUGGGUUGACGUGGACGUUGAUAGAGAGUAUAUCGGGCAAGAUCACCGAGAGGACGGGGAAGGAGGUGAGCUAUGCGCCGGAUGCGAGGAAGGAGUAG
Pseudozyma hubeiensis SY62 is the source of this 1323-nucleotide messenger RNA. RefSeq names its product mitochondrial carrier protein. The record is from RefSeq and is a predicted model, not a curated record. The transcript has a single exon. NCBI's taxonomy places the organism in Eukaryota, Fungi, Basidiomycota, Ustilaginomycetes, Ustilaginales, Ustilaginaceae. Bases 1 to 1323 code for a protein of 440 amino acids. Gene Ontology annotation, biological process: transport. Gene Ontology annotation, molecular function: transmembrane transporter activity.